Messenger RNA from Dermacentor andersoni, 2044 nucleotides. Lineage: Eukaryota; Metazoa; Arthropoda; Arachnida; Ixodida; Ixodidae. The record is from RefSeq and is a predicted model, not a curated record.
AAGGACAGCACUGAAGUAGUGUUUAUCUCGAAGUCUUAUCGCGCUAAACACAUCAUCGUUCUGCACUUCUUAUGGAGCGGUGCAGGCACUACAGCACAAGUCGAUGACGCCUAAAAAUUUACCCUAGCUAAACAACCAAGCCCAGUGCGGCAAACAGCCGCAGCUUUCGUAGUUCUCAAAUGAUCCAGACAUUCAUUUAAUUAUAUACGAAUACUGGAUUGCUCACCACGCCACCACACCAAUUAGAAGUGUCUCUACGCCAGCUAAUCGUCUUAUCUCUCAGCAUUAAUGAAACUUCCCUUGAGGCAGUCAAGAUUUACAUGAUAUUCAGAUGUGCUCGUCUUAAGUGAAGUCUUAAAAUAAUCGGCGUGAUUCCCUAUAUAAUGCCACAUUCCUAUAUAGUACACAGUCAUCUUCGCUGCAACUUCUUUAUCGCGACCUCUUUCAACUCUACAUGGUGAAUAACAUCUAAGUAAAGGAUUUCGCGUUAGCAUAGUAAACUUGGGCACAUUUCCGAUAAUCUGGACUAUUUAUUUAUUUAUUUAUUUAUUUAUUUAUUCCUUCAUUUAUUUACUUACUUAUUAUGCUUGACAUCUGAAAGCAGCGCAAGGAAAAUGGAAGGCUCUCAUAUAUAUAUAGCACCUCAGCUUGUUUUUUUUUUUUUUAAUAUCCCCGUUAACUUAUUUGCAAUCAGGCUCCCCGUCAAAUUUUGCUGUCGCGGUCAGGAAUCAAACCGUCAGCCUCACGCCCGGCAGCAAAAUGCCAUAAACCUAAUAUGGCGGCAGUGUCAUUGCUUUUUACUUGUUUCAUUUUUGAUGAGAGGCGUAUUCUUUACAAAGAAUAAACAGCUUCAACUUUCAGCAUCAUUUCUUUAUUAGGAUUCAAUACGUAUAUGCUACAUCUUGAGCUGUAACCUACACGUGAGCAGCAACUACAUCCACAGCGAAUAUUAUAUUGCUGUAGUGUUCGUUAAAUGGGCAAAUGGUUGGUAUAUUUAGGUUCGGCUGGCUGAAGGGACACUUUUGAGCGGUCCGAAAAUUACUAGGUUUCAGUAUAGCCAACAUGCAGUAGUACAAUAUGUGACUCUACCUACACUGGUGACUGGUCUCGAACCAAAACCAAACAACACAAGUUACAUUUAUGCCUUCAUUACAUAAUGUUUAUUAAACGCUUCUCUUACCAGGCGUCCUCAGCCGAGAUGACAGGACAGACGCCUUCGUAUUACAGCGUAGCAGAGGCAUCGCAUUCGGCAAGCACUGAAGCGAGCCCCGAGGAAAUGACAGCGUCCGUCGAAACGUAUAACGCUACUGACCUUAUCCCGGAGUUCACAGUUGAAAUGAAAGGACAACCACUGUCAACUUAUAGCGCGGUGAAAACUACGGAGACUCCACCCGUCGAAGAGAUCACAGAAGAAAGCUCAGCAUCCAUGGAACCCUUUAAUGUAACCGGUUUUAUUCCGGCGUCUUCGACUGAGAUGACGGAAAAGAGGAACUCGGAAUACACCGCAGUAGAGACGUCGGAGUCACCGGGCAUCGAAUUCCGGGACCUAGAGCAAACGUUGGCAUCCAUGCAACCUUACGACGUGACUGACUUUAUUCCGGCGUCCUCAGCCGAGAUGACAGGACAGACGCCUUCGCAUUACAGCGUAGCAGAGGCAUCGCAUUCGGCAAGCACUGAAGCGAGCCCCGAGGAAACGACAUCGUCAGUCGAAGCGUAUAACGCAACUGACCUUAUCCCGGCGUCUUCGACUGAGGUGACGGAAAGGAGGAACUCGGAAUACACCGCAGUAGAGACGUCGGACUCACUGGGCAUCGAAUUCCGGGACCUAGAGCAAACGUUGGCAUCCAUGCAACCUUACGGCGUGACUGACUUUAUUCCGGCGUCCUCAGCCGAGAUGACAGGACAGACGCCUUCGCAUUACAGCGUAGCAGAGGCAUCGCAUUCGGCAAGCACUGAAGCGAGCCCCGAGGAAACGACAGCGUCCGUCGAAACGUAUAACGCAACUGACCUUAUCCCGCACGGAGAAACGAAGCGCAGUAAGUAA